CAAGCGUGCUCUACUCUGGCCACGCUCAAAACAGGAAAGGCUGGUGGCACACCUCCCUUGGGAAUCCCAAGCAGAGGAAGAGUCAGAACACAUGAGUAACUCAGAGUGAUGGGGACGGAUGCAUGAGGUGAGGGCUUCAGGCCGGGACGCAGUUUUUAGAGGCUUGACGAUUAUGUAUCUUGGUGUGGAUUUCUGUGGGCUUAUCCUGUUUGGAGUUCAUUCAGCUUCUUGAAUCCCAACCCUCUCCUGAUUCUGCUCCAGUGAAAUGAAGGCGGAUACCAUCUCAUUACUUCCAAGUGAUGGUAGAGUUCAGGUUCCCCACUCAGCCUCCCUUGACACCUGGGUGGGUGAAUGUUCCUUGUUAUUUCUGGGCAAGGAUGGGAGCUCAGGUUCUCCACUAGGCAUCCACUACUACUGCCCGGCUGGGAGCGGCAGGGGCACCUCCUUACUGUUCUCCAAGUGGCUUCCAUGCAGAUUGCACAGCAGGAGGCGGCCUUGUUACCACUGAGUAGUGGUGAAAGCCUGACUCUCCCCCGGACCUCCUCUCACACCUCUCCAGGGAGGAGGCGAAGGACUGUCUCAUCACUGGCUGAGGAGCUGGCAGUCAGGAGAGUGUGCUGAUGCCGGAGUGAAGAUAUCUCAGAGGCUUCCGCGAUCAACUGUAGACUUGCCUGGCUGUGCCUGCUGUUGGGGUCUGGUCUAAAGACAUUCAGGGACUAGAAGCCUGAUAAAAGUGAUGAGGGACGGCGGAAGCACCAGUGUAAGUGACCAGGUCCUGACCAUCCAUGCCUAUGGAGGGCAAGUAUGGGGAAUGAGAAUAACUGGAUGAUGUCACCAAACUUCUCAGAUGCUGCAAGGUCUCUGAAGAGGGAAGACACGAGGAAACAGCCCAGGCCCCCACCUGGACACAACACCAUGCACCUCCUUGGCUCCUCGCUCCUGCUCCUUGAAUAUGUGGCUUUCUCUGACUCAUUGGGCUGGAAGUUUGAGCACCCCGACAUCCUGUACGCCUGGGAGGGGGCCUGCGUCUGGAUUCCCUGCCGCUACACAAUCCUGAGGGGUGGAAGCAUCCUGGAAAACCUGACCAUGUACCACAAUCCUAAGUAUGACAAUGUUACCAAGACCUACAACGGGACCAUCCUUUACCAGAAAACAAAGACUGGGACGUUAUCUUCUCAGCCAAAAAGGGUACAAUUCCUGGGAAAUAUGAAAGAUAACUGCACCCUACGUAUCGACUCUGUGUCCGUCCACGACAGUGGUCAACUGGGCCUGAGGAUGGUAUCGAAGAAUGACAAAUGGAUGGAGUUUAUAGGCCUCAACGUUUCUCAGAUAGCUCCUCCACCUCACAUUCAGCUCCCUCCGGAAAUCCGGGAGGGGCAGGAAGUCACUCUGACCUGCCUUCUGAGUUAUGCCUGCUUUGGGUACCAGAUCAAAUUGCGGUGGUCCCUGGAGGGGUCUGAUGUCACCUCAACCUCCCUGACCACCAAGACUGGGUCUGAUGUCACCUCAACCUCCCUGACCACCAAGACUGUCUCCACCCAGAGCAAGCUCACAUUCCAGCCACAGUGGAUUGACCACAGCAAGAAUCUGACCUGCCAGCUCUUGGAUCUGGAAGCAGAGAAGAUACUCUCUAAGGAGACCGUGAGGCUGGAUGUGAAGUACAUCCCAAGGUUGAAGAUUGAGGUGAGUCCCAGAGAGGCCAUUGUAACAGAGGGGCAGUCUGUGACCAUGACGUGCCAGAUCAUCAGCAGCAACCCAGGGUACCGGAAUAUAACCUGGUUCAAGGAUGGGACCCCACUGAGGAAGGAGGAGGUGCACAGGGAGCAGGAGACACUCACGCUGAUUCUGUCCACUGUGACCAAGGAGAUGAGUGGAAACUACCAGUGUGAGGCCUGCAAUGAUAUAGGCCCAGGAAAGUCCCAAGUGACCCUCCAAGUGCACUACGCUCCAGGACCUUCCACGGUUUGGAUCCACUCCUCCCCAGCUAAGGAGGGCAAGAAAGUAGAGCUGACUUGUACAUCACAGGCCAAUCCUCCUCCAACAAAUUAUACCUGGUAUCACAAUGGGAUCAAAGUGCCGGCGAUGACAGACAGGGCCUUCCCGAUCUCAGCGGUCCUCCUCCGGCACGCUGGGAAUUAUUCCUGCCUGGCAGAAAACAGCCUUGGUCCUGGGCAAGUGGGCCAGUAUGCGGAGUUAGAUGUCCAAUAUCCCCCCAAAGAGGUAACUACAGUGAUUCAAAACCUCACACCGAUUCGAGAGGGAGACAGUGUGACCCUGUUCUGUAACUACAAUUCCAGUAACCCCGCAGUUACCCGAUAUGAAUGGAGCUCCCAAGGCCCCUGGAAGGAGCCAUCCCCCGGAGUGCUAAUGAUUCAGAAGGUUGCCUGGAAUGCUGGGCCAAUAGUCUGCAGAGCCUGUAACCAGUGGUGUUCAGAGGCUCCUGCCGUCCACCUGGAUGUCCAGUAUGCCCCCAGAGAUGUCAGGGUCCGGCCAGGCAACGUCACUCCUGAGAUUCAUUCUGGGCACCCAGUCUUCCUCCAAUGUGACUUCUCAAGUAGCCGUCCUGCAGAUGUCAGCUUCUUCUGGGAGAAAAACGGAAUCCUUCUGAAGGAAGGAAGAGAACUGAGCUUUCACUCCAUCUCUCCAGAAGAUGCUGGAAAUUACAAGUGCUUGGUCAACAACUCCAUAGGACAGACCACGUCUGAGGCCUGGAGGCUGCAAGUGCUGUAUGCGCCUCGGAAGCUGCACGUGUCCAUCAGCCCAAAGGAGGUGAUGGAGGGGAAGAAGGCAGUCUUGACAUGUGAGAGUGACGCCAACCCUCCCAUCUCCCAGUACACCUGGUUUGACUGGAAUAACCAAAACCUCCAACAUUAUGAUCGGACGCUGAGAUUGGACCCCGUGAAGGUCCAGCACUCAGGCGCCUAUCGGUGUGAGGGGCACAACCAUCUGGGCAAGGGCCAGUCGCCCCCCAGCACCCUCACUGUCUACUAUAGCCCGGAGACCAUCAGCAGGCGCGUGGCCAUGGGAGUGGGGUUCUGCCUGGCCAUCUUCCUCCUGGCAAUCUGGGGAGUCAAGCUUCAGCGAAGCUGGAAGAGGAUUCAAAGCCAGCAGGGACUCCAGGAAAAUUCUAGCGGGCAGAGCUUCUUUGUGAGGAAUAAGAAGAUUAGAAGGGCCCCCAUCUCUGAAGGUCCCCCCUCCCUGGGGUGCUACAAUCCAGUGAUGGAAGACACCAUCAGCUACGCGGCCUUGCGCUUUCCUGUUGAUGAGACUGACACACUGAGAACUGGAGACGCAGGGACCUCAGAGACACAGGGACCUUCCCUAAACAGGGACGACACGGUCACUUACUCUGUGGUGCAGAAAUGUCGAGCGGGUGACUAUGAGAACGUGAUUCCGGAUGUUCCAGAAGACGAGGGGAUACACUACUCAGAGCUGGUUCAUUUGGGGGUCGGAGAGCAGCCCCUGAGCCGGGAAGGAGUGGAAUAUGUGACCCUCAAGCACUGAAGGACCAAACUGCUUGAGCCCAAGGUGCCCAGGGGCUGUGGGGCAGGCCAAGGCACUUCUGAGGCUUCCCUGGCCCCUGCUGCUCAGCCACCAAGUCACAUGGCCUCCCCAUCCACACACACAUGCACACACAUGUACACAAUUACUGCAAUCCUAGUCGGUGCAGAGAACUUUGUGCAUGGCCCAGAGAGUCUGCCCUCUCAGCGCUGGUAACCCCAACCCUCCGAAAGGUCUGCUCUGAGUCCAUUGCCCUCUCCUUCCCACCCAGAAACUCAUCUAAACACCUUCCCUGUGCUGUACAAAUCCCUCUGCCACUCCCAGCCAUCUACCACCACCCACCCUUCCCAAGCCCCGCUCCGAGAUGGCUGCAUCCCUGCCAGGAUCAGGCUGCCACUAUAUUAUUUUUCUCUCCUCCAUCCCUUUGGCCCCCCUUCCCCUGCUCUGAUAGCCCCACUCACUGGUCUUGUGCCUAAUUUCUGCUUCUGUGGCAAAGCCCAGGGAAAGAGGAACAGAAAUGAGGUACAAGGAGGCUGGUUUCUCUUCUACAUGCCAGGGAGGCACUCCAUGGAGAGGAUCAUGCACUGUAGCCCCUACUCUCAGGGGUCUCAGGGUCUGACACCUACAGUGUGGACAAACAUGUAACUAACACAGAGCUGCACAAUAAAAAUGGCUCCAGUACCACUUCAAAGAA
Molecule: messenger RNA, 4195 nt
Organism: Manis javanica (Malayan pangolin)
Lineage: Eukaryota; Metazoa; Chordata; Mammalia; Pholidota; Manidae
Source: RefSeq, a predicted model, not a curated record